Molecule: messenger RNA, 2176 nt
Organism: Dreissena polymorpha
Lineage: Eukaryota; Metazoa; Mollusca; Bivalvia; Myida; Dreissenidae
Exons: 2
Coding region: 689-1867 (392 amino acids)
Biological process (GO): response to heat; protein refolding
Molecular function (GO): protein folding chaperone
Source: RefSeq, a predicted model, not a curated record
UUGACCUAAAACGUGUGUUACAUGGGAAAAGUUAUUUGCAUAAAUCUGAUUUUAAUUGCGGAUUAAGGCAAUACAUUUACUUAGCGCGUCGAUUUGAGGUUAAUGCUCCAUGUUUGCCUUUAUUGUAAACACUUUUAUAAUGUUAAUAAGGAUAUACAGCAAUUACUUAGCCUGGAGACUUUACAAUCAUUACUGCGACUGGUAAAUACACGUCAAUAUCUUGUAAUUUGUACCAACCAUUGAGAGAAAUUUAAAUCAAAUUGCGUUCACUAGACGUGUUUCUGUAAAGGUUUAGUUUCGAAUGUAAAUAGCGUUUUGUACAUAUUUCACAUACAAACAACAUAGACAGAGUAAUGUUUAUAUUAUGGCGUUUGUAAAGAUACUAUCAGCCGUAAAUGACUGUGAAGCGCCCGAGUGUGAUAGCAUGUUGCUAUCGUCUUCGUAACUAAUGACUGCCAGCUAACUCCGCAACAUAUAUUGAUCGUCUGCUGUUAGUUUCGAAUUCCGUCUGGAUGAUAAAUCGAUGCAAACAUAACAUACGAGGAAUAUAUUCCAGUAUUAAUUCUUGUUGUUUGAUACCCUUGCAAGUGGUGUUAUUUUCGGAUUUGAUAGCAUAGUUCUUGAAGAAUUGUGAUAUUAUGUAAAGAUCGGGAUAUCGCAACGUUUCUACAAGCCAACUUAACCUGCCAUGGCGCAGAGAAUCCCCAUCUUUAAGGACGAUCUCAGUUUCGCUGAACGCCAGGGCCGAGUGUGGAGCGACAUGGAACGCGACUUGGAACGCCGUCGCCGCGAGUGGGAGGACGAGAUAGAGCGCAUGCGCAAAGACUUCUUUACUUUGAAGCCAGACGACAACGGCCGCCUCGAGUCGAUCAGUGACAAGUUCAAAAUGGGUGAAAGUUUAAGGGACGAAGCGCGGGGUGUUAUUGAGAGAGACGAACAAGGCAGACCUGUGUUCCGCGUCCGCUUUAAUGUUGAUACCUACAAGCCGGAAGAGGUUAGUGUGAAAAUUGACACGAAUAAGCUCAUGGUGCACGCGAAACACGAGGAGAAGUCCGAUGGUAAAAGCAUGAGCCGCGAGUACAGUCGUGAGGUGGAUAUACCACGUGAAAUCGAUCCGAUGAAUCUCCAGUGUUCGAUUUCCACCGACGGGAUCCUAACUGUUGAGGCACCGAUGCCCUCGCAGUACGGUGGCGCCAUAAAAGACGCCGGGAUUCGACCACCACCACCGCCUGUUGAGCAUAUUAUCCAGAACAGCACGGCGAACUCGGUGGCAAGCGCCCCCGCUCGCAAUACGCCACCACCGGGUCAACAAGCCGCCCAGCAGAAUAUCCAGAAUCAGCAGCAGCAACAACAACAAAAGCAUUCGUCGACCUUCACAACUUUCCUAUCGGGCGCUUCAGGUCAGCCUCAAACACCGGCGACCAUGCAACAACAGAAGUUUGCGCCGACACAAAUAGCAUCGUCUGCACCUUCUCAAAGCCCACCCUAUGGCGCCGCCCAGCCAAUCCAGUACGCGAGCCCACCACCGCCACCACAGGCUUCUUCCAGUUCGUUCAGCAACGUCUACGAGGGUGAGCGGAAAUUCAAGGUUGACGUCGACAUCGAGGAUUUCGCGCCAGAAGAGCUGUCCGUGAAAACCGUUGAUAAGCGGCUUGUCAUAUCCGCCCGACGCGAGGAAAAAUUGGGGAAUCGAACCUCCACGAAGGAACUAAACAGGGAAAUACAUUUACCGGAAACGGUAGAUCCCUAUUCGGUUAAGGCGUUCUUUUCCGAUGCUGGAAAACUAAUCGUCGAAGCCCCUUACAUUAGAAGCGUCCCUAUUUCACACUACGCAGAGGGUUUCCAGAACGCGGCUGCAGGUCGCUAAAAAAUUAAUAGAUUUCCGAGUUUUAGAAAUGUGCCUGGCAAGUAUGCAGUUAGACAUUUAAAAGAUAUUCAAGUGGUACUAGCUUAAAUGUUUAUAAGGUAAAAUAGUGUUUGAGGGGAAAAAUUGUCAAAAGGAGUCUUAACUGACUAUGAAAUAAAGGCGACCUGUUUAUUCAUCAAAGUAGAAUUUAAUACUUGUCAAUGUCAACAUCCAGAUAUUAGGUUGUAUUUUCUGCCAGAAUAACCAUUGGCUUUGAAAUUGAAUCAUUCAAAAAACGUUUUUCAUGUUAUCACAAAAGCGUGUUUGCUU